Chelonoidis abingdonii (Abingdon island giant tortoise) is the source of this 2861-nucleotide messenger RNA. It is a transcript of the gene P2RX5, whose product is annotated as purinergic receptor P2X 5. Gene Ontology annotation, molecular function: ATP binding; extracellularly ATP-gated monoatomic cation channel activity; purinergic nucleotide receptor activity. Gene Ontology annotation, cellular component: plasma membrane. Lineage: Eukaryota; Metazoa; Chordata; Testudines; Testudinidae. The record is from RefSeq and is a predicted model, not a curated record. Gene Ontology annotation, biological process: calcium ion transmembrane transport; response to ATP.
CUUUGCACAGGAGAUCAGUGAGAAUCCCUUUCUUGUUACUGCAGUUCUGGCUGUAAGGAAGGUGCUUCUGCUUGCUUGACAGCAGCUGAGAAGGAGGGUGGAGAUUAGGCAGUUUUUGCAGGGAUUGGUUUGGUCAGGUUUCAAUGCAAAGCACGUGUGAAUAAUCCAGUGCUGCUUUUUUGAUCUGUCACUGCAAAGUGAGCAGGGAGAAUGGGGCAGGUCGGUUGGAAGGGUCUGUGUCUGUCGCUUUUUGAUUAUAAAACUGAAAAAUAUGUCAUUGCGAAGAACAAGAAGGUGGGAAUUCUCUAUCGAGUGGUGCAGCUGUCCAUCCUGGCUUACCUGGUGGGGUGGGUAUUUGUCGUCAAGAAAGGCUACCAGGACUCGGACACCUCCAUCCAGAGCUCCGUCAUCACCAAACUGAAGGGUGUGGCUGUCACCAACACCUCGGAGCUGGGAGAGAGGCUGUGGGACGUCGCCGACUAUGUCAUUCCCCCACAGGGUGAAAACGUUUUCGUCGUUAUGACAAAUCUGAUUGUGACCCCAAACCAAAGGCAGGACACGUGCCCUGAGAGUACUGGCAUUCGAGACGCACUGUGCAGCGAGAACAGGGACUGCCCUGCGGGGGAAGCUGUGAUAGCUGGCAAUGGGGUCAAGACUGGCCGCUGUUUGAAAGUUGGGAGCAACACCAAUGGGACGUGUGAAAUAUUAGCGUGGUGUCCAGUGGAGAAAAAGUCCAAGAUGAAGAAACUGCUUUUAGCGAAUGCAGAAAACUUCACUGUUUACAUCAAAAACUCGAUCCGCUUCUCUAAGUUUAAAUUCUCCAAGACUAAUGUGCUAAACACUGAUGAUGAUUCCUACCUGAAAAACUGCCACUACAGUGCACAGCACCUUUACUGCCCCAUAUUCCACCUGGGCAAACUUGUGAGCUGGGCUGGGAACAACUUUCAGGACAUGGCAUCUGAGGGUGGUGUGAUAGGAAUUCAGAUUGAAUGGGACUGUGAUCUUGAUAAACCUCCUUCUGAAUGCAACCCUCACUAUUCUUUUAGCCGUCUGGAUAACAAGUUUGCAGAAAAAUCCAUCUCCUCUGGAUACAACUUCAGAUUUGCCAAAUAUUACCGGGAUGCUGAAGGAGUUGAGUACAGGACACUGAUAAAAGCCUAUGGAAUACGCUUUGAUGUGAUGGUGAAUGGCAAGGCAGGUAAAUUUAACAUCAUUCCAAUGAUAAUCAACGUGGGCUCAGGACUCGCGCUUAUGGGUGCAGGGGCUUUCUUCUGUGACGUGGUGCUACUGUAUCUGAUGAAAAAGAGCAACUUCUAUCGAGGCAAAAAAUAUGAGGAAGUGAAAUCCAGUUCAAAAAAGUCUUUACCAGGUGGAACAGUGAAUGGGAACCAGAACUCAGAAUCGCUGGCUACAUUAGGGCAGCUGAGACAACUACAGACAGUUGAGACCUAAGGUCUAUCAGUGGGAAAACACAUUCCAUAAAGACUACGAUGGUAAAACACAGCAAUCAAACUUUGAGGUGGAGACAGCCAUGGUCAGGUCUAUUGUAUCAUUUGGAUGCCCAGAGAAGAGGUCAGUUAUAGCUAUUCUGUUCAAGAGAGCAGUUUGCUAAAAAUAUCACACCUUCUGAUCCUAAGGCAUUCUUCCCUAUCUUGAGCUGGUGACACCUGUGUCAUUGGUACAGAACUUUUGUAUUAUAAAGAAAAAUAUAGAAGAAACCAGGCAACAUUUUUAUAUGCAAAUACAUAGAUAACCAGCAUUAUUCUGUAACACUGCAUCACUUCUGCUGCUGACAUCAAACACACGUGGCAUUUGACAUUGUUAGGAAUGAGGUUGGGAAACCAGGAUCACCACCUGUUCAGCUGCACUGCAGUGCCAGUUCCCAAGUCCUAUAUGAUCUACCUGUAAGAGUAGAUUGAAAUUCUUUGGGCUGCUGUUGAGAUAAAUGUGAUCUGGCGUUCCAUUCAAUUUGUCUGUAGUUCAAAUAACAUCAUACCAAGGGUAAAGUGACUCUCAAGAUGUUUUCACAGGAAGAGCCCUUACUAUAUAGACCAUGGUAUCCUCCUAUUUCCAUAGAAGCUCUUUACCAACCCCACUCCAAAACCAACCAGGCUCAGUGAUAUUUGCAGUUGGCCUGGCAAAGCUCUCAUGAGCAAAUUAAUACAGAACUUUUGUUAAAUCUAGUGUUUAAAAAUGCCAGAAUAACCUACAGUAAAGGGAUGAGGUUUGUCCUUUAGUAACUGGUCCAGGUAACUUGACAUUUUGGGGUACAAGAAAGCAUAGUGUGGCACAGCAGGUAGAUGAUUGGGGAAAUAUUCUGAAACAAGUUAGAUGAUGCUUCUUUCUAAGUUGACAAAUGCUUUUAUGAGUGGCCUGAUAACACUUUUGUUGGAAUUUUCUUUUGGACAAACAGCCAUUGGCAGCUGAAUGUGGAAAGAAAGUAUCAAAUAUUCAGUGUGUUAACAGUGUGCAUCAAGGCACCUGUCGAUGACAUCACAUUCAAUGAUCAAGCCUCCCUUCGUUUACCAGUGGGUUUCAUCUGCUUUUCUCAGCAACUCCUUUUUCUUGUCACUGUGCUUUUUGUUUGGUUCGGUUCAUGGAUGAUUAUCCUCUCUACCUUACUUACUGAUCCCUGACAGAGGAGGAACUUGAUGCUUCUGCCAGUAGUAAUGGAUAGUCACUGUUCCUGGAUCUGGCAGGCUCUAGUCAGGGGGCGCUACUAUGUCUGCUGUUUUGUUACGCACAGUUUGAAAUGUGGGUGUGUGGGAUGGGAAUAGCACCAGUUGGACUUUUAUCAGAGGGGUAGCCAUGUUAGUCAGGGUCAGUAAAAGCAGCAAAGAAUCCUGUGGCACCUUAUAGAC